AUUGCACAAGAUAGACGAUUAAUUUCAUUGAUCGUUCGCUAGCUAGCUAGCUUCCAAAUAUUAGUUAGAACAUGGAAGCCUGCAAUAUUAACGUGGAAUCUCCAGAUUCUCCAAAUCCAGAAAUGAAAAAAAACAAGGAAAUUGUGGAGGCACUUUACAAGGCAUUGGGAGAUGGGGAAACCGAGACAGUGGCGGGGCUAGUGGCGAGUGACCUCGAUUGGUGGUUUCAUGGACCUCCAGAGCGCCAACACAUGAGGAGGGUGCUCACCGGGGAGUCUGGAUACGACGAGUUCGCGUUUGAGCCGAGGAGCGUCACUCCAAUAGGCGAGGAUUGUGUGAUUGUGGAGGGGUGGGAAGGAGCACAAGCUUACUGGGUGCAUGUUUGGAAUGUAAAAGAAGGUGUCAUUACAAGGUUCAGGGAGUAUUUCAACACAUGGCUGACGGUGAAGGAUCUGAGGCCCUGCUGGGAGGUCGGGCACGAGGUAACCAAUGACACCAGCACCAUUUGGCAGAGCCAACCUCAGGACCUCCAUCACCGUUCUUUUCCGGGCCUUAUGCUCGCUAUUUAGAAUUAAUAAAGCCGAUUCUAGUAAUUUUAAUAAUUAAGCAUGAGCUCCACAGCCCGUAAAAAAUGAAAAGCAUCAUGACUCGAUGAGAUGGAUCAGUUAUGUCUGCAUGGACUGGAUCUAGCUAGCUAGCUACUGUACUUAUGUGUACUACUUAUGUGACUUGCUUUCGUAUGCAUGUGGACCUCUUAAAUAAAUAUUAUGCAAUUUUAAUAAAAAGGAGAAUAUAUGCC
This is a messenger RNA of Juglans regia (Persian walnut), 799 nucleotides long. RefSeq names its product wound-induced protein 1-like. The coding region runs from base 72 to 569 and encodes 165 amino acids. The transcript has a single exon. The record is from RefSeq and is a predicted model, not a curated record. Lineage: Eukaryota; Viridiplantae; Streptophyta; Magnoliopsida; Fagales; Juglandaceae.